AUGGAUAGGCCGAAGCGUGCCAAACAAGGGAAGCCGGCGGAGAAGUAUGGUUUGUGGGUGGAAACAGCCAGUAGUGUUUCGGAGAUCACCGCGACCAGUCGCCGGUCCGCUGGGAGUGCUCAGGCACAAGCUGAAGUGGACAAGCUGAAGGCUGAGCUUCAGGCAGCGGAGGAUGUGGCUCAGUUGGAGCGAGACGCAGAGGCGAAGGAACUUGCCCGGCAGAGAGAGCUUGUGGAUAAGCGUCUGGCUGUGGAGAAGGCUGAAGCCGUGUUGGUGGAGAUCACGGCAUCGUCUCAGCCCAGGAGCCGUGGCAGUAGUGUAGUGGGUUCCAAAGCGAACAGUGUGACGGGAGCGACCAAUGUUGCCGCAGAACACCCAAAGCGAAAGGUGCUGACGGUGGAGGCUCUUGCUGCCUUGGAGAAGCGCAAUCCGCCUGUUCGGAAGUUUGCAACCCUAAGCGAGUGCAUGGACGAGUUGGACAUUGAGCAGCGCAGCUACAGGAGUCUGGGAAGGAAGCCCUUGAAUCCAAUGCGACCGAUCCGACCGCUUCAAUCGAGUCCAGUGGAAGUCGUAGCCUUGGACCAGAACUCUGACGACUCUGACGACUAUGAGUAUGAUGAGCAGAGUAGCGCAGGUGAGCUGAGCCAUGACGGCAGUUCAGCAGUUUCAACUGCGGUCCAGCUCGCAGGCACAGGAGUGGGCACAGUUGCCAGCUCACCCAUUCAUCCUGCCAGUGGAGGUGCGAACAGACUUCCCCCAAGACUGACACCUAUCCACACUGUAGCAAGUGGUGUGCAUCCAAGCAUAGCAAAUGCAGCAUCCAGUAUGAGACCUCAGCCUGUUGUCACAGGUCCUGUGAGCAGUGCUCUAUGGAAAGCUCCAGUGGCAGUGCCCACUCAGCAAAAGCAACCAGUCUUGACUGCUGGACCUAUCACAGUCCAGUCAAGUCUUGCUGCAGUUCCUGCUGCUGUUCAGCAGCCCAAGCAGCCUACAGCUUCGAAGCCCAGGGUGCCUGCGGCAGGUCAGACACUGUUGGCUAGUGCUCCAGCAUUCCAGCCAAUGGGAACGCGGAGCAAGGUUCGUCUAGCACCACCUCCACCAGAGUAUCUUGGUGCACCACCUGCUGAAGGCCAGUCUACACACCACGGCCCGGAGGUGCAUUCAGCACAGUCGUACGCGAUUCCGUAUGUGGAGGCACCAGCAAUCAGAAGCCCUUGGUCUCGCCACCACCUAAAGCCACUGGAACUGCCAAAGUUCAGUGGGAAGGACAAGGACUUCGGCCGAUGGAGGCAGCGUUUCAAACAGCUCGUGGAAGAGGACACGUACAUGUCGGACGACCACAAGUUUGCCCGUCUGCGGGAAGCCUUGGCAGGCGGCGAAGCGGAAGAUCUCGUUGCCGACAUCGUCCACGGCCCAGGCGCUUACAAGUCCGCACUGCAAGAGCUUGACGCAUGGUACGGGGGCCCAGUCCGAGAUAUCGUGCGCUAUGAGAGAGAGCUUCUAGCCGUUCCCCGCAUUGUCAGUGAGCGGGACCUAGAUCAGCUGAAGUCGUUCGCGCUCAGGCUGCGGAACACCCUCAUCAACUUGAACACCGCUGGACUUACACCAGGCAGAGAACUCUACCUCAGUGUAACCCAGAAGGUGCCAAAGCCUGUCCUGAUCCGCUUUUUGGAGCGACACGAUGACUCGCUAUGCGACAUUCAUGGGUUCGCAGACUUCCUGUUAAAGCGUGUCAUGUGCCUCAAGCAGGUAGAAGAGCGUGCUGCCAAUCCCGAGCCUUCCCAGUGGUGCACCGAGAAGCGCCAACAAGGCCCAGGAAAGCCAUUCCACAAGCGUACUGAGCGCACACUUGUUGCCACCGAGUCGUCGACCGUCAGCUGCGUGUCCUGCCGCGGAGGGCAUCAGCUGGCAUCUUGCCCACAAUUCAAGCAGCUCUCCCUGCACGAACGGUGGGAGUUUGUGAAGCCGUUGACCAUUUGCAUCUGCUGUUUCAAGCCUGGCCACAAAGGCAAAGACUGCCGACAACCGAGGUGCCGGUUCUGUAACAAGCCGCACCAUGAGCUUCUCCACUACCAGAAGUCAAUCGCCAAGCAACCAGUGCAGUCUGCAAAAAGAGCGCCAGGUGCCAACACAGCCCAAGGCAGAGUUGAGAAGGCGCAGAGUGCCUGCAGCGUGACCGCCACGAGUUCUUCGUCACGUGACCAGACCACUGCAUUCAUGACAGUGGCAGCCACCGUCAACGGGCCAAACGGGCCAUCCCAGGCAACGGUGUUCCUCGACAGCGGAUCGUCGUGCAGCUUCAUCAGCGCAGACCUCGUUGAACGUCUGGCGCUGCCUGUGAAGUUCGGAUCCCUCGAGACUUCUGUCCUCGGCGGCGAGAAGCUGUGCCCUAUCAACCAAUACGCAACGGUUGAGCUGAGUCAUUCUGAUGGAUCAGGAACCAGUGAGUUCUCGGCUUGGGUCUUGCCGAAGAUCAUGAACCCCAUCACUACCAUCAACUGGACAGAGCAACAAGGAUGUUGGCCGCACCUCACUGACGUGCCACUCCCCAAAGUACCCGAAGCAGCUCCCGUAGGCCUGCUGGUCGGCCUCAAUGCGCCCUGGCUCCACACGUCUCUGGAAGAGAGGUUUGUCAACGAGGGAGGUCCCAUUGCAAGGAAGACACUCCUUGGCUGGGUAGUGUUUGGUUCUGUGUCUGCCCACACCGCCGGCGAGUUUGACGACCGUUCGCUAGUGGCAACCUCUGAUGAUCCGCUCACAGACGUUGUCAGCAAGUUCUGGCGAUUGGAGAGUGUCGGCAUGGAGACCACCAGCUCCGACUACCUAACCCCUGACGAGCGUGCAGCAGACGACAUGACGAAGCGGAGCCUUCACCACAAUGGCACCAGAUUCGUCGUCGGGAUCCCGUGGCGGAGUGGUGCAGAUCAGCCGGAGUUACGUCAAGACUCGCGGCAGUGCGCUGAUCAACGGCUCAAGUCCCUACAUCGCAUCCUUGAGCGGAAACCCGAGGUUCGUCUGCAGUACGCUGAGGUGCUCAAGAAGUACCUGGAGCGUGGGUACAUUCGAUCAGUCCUGCCCACAGAGGUGGAAGAUGCCGGAACCGACCAAUGGUUUCUCCCGCAUUUCCCCGUCAUCCGCAACGACAAGUCAACGACAAAGGUCCGAAUCGUAUUCGACGGUUCUGCGAAGGUCAUGGGUGACAGCAUCAACGACCGCAUGCACGCUGGACAAAAGCUGCAGAGUGACCUGGUCAAGGUCCUGCUGCGCUUCUGCCAUCACCCUAUCGCCCUCACUGCCGACAUCUCGGAGAUGUUUCUCCAAGUUGAGCUCCGUGACAAUGACCGGAAGUACCACCGGUUCGUCUGGAGUGAGUCUCCUCACCACCCACUCGUAUUCUUCGAGUUCUGCCGCGUUGUCUUCGGCAUGAGAGCGUCCCCGUACUUGGCAGGCCGAGCGCUACAAGCAACGGCGGAGACCUUUGCAGAUACUGCCGGUCCCGAGGCGAUCAACGCCGUUCGAGACAACUUCUACGUUGACGACCUGUUGAUGUCGACAGCUACUGAAGCAUCAGCUAUAGUUGCCCGAGAGGAUCUCCAGGAAAUCACCACACGCGGUGGAUUCCACCUACGGAAGUGGCUCAGCAAUUCACCGGCUGUGCUUAAGUCCAUCCCAGUGGCAGACCAAGCCAGCACAAGCAGCGUGAUGAUCACCAACCGUGAGGAACCAUCCACUCUUCACAAGACCCUCGGUGUGGCUUGGAAUCCAGUGGACGACCACUUCACCUUCGUGCACCCGGAGCCAGACGCUGUACGAUUCACACCGCGUGGCGUUUUGAGUCAGAUGUGCCGGCUGUUCGAUCCGAGAGGGCAACUAUGCCCGUUCACGAUCCGUAGCCGUGUCCUGUUCCAAGCCUCCUGUAUCCGAGGCACUCGCUGGGACGAUCCCCUGGACCACGACCAAGCCGAGGAUUGGCGGAAGUGGUUUGCCGAAGUUCCCGACCUGGCGUCGAUCCAAGCCAGUCGUUGCUUCACUGACACUGAACCCGGUGAGCUGUCGCUCCACACAUUCGCCGAUGCCUCAGCGGUAGCGUACGCAGCUGCCACAUACGUGCGACAUGAACGUCCAGACGGAACCGCCAAGGUAACCCUUGCCCUCGCUAAGGCCAGGCCAGCUCCAAUCAGACGCAAGACCAUCCCGAUGUUGGAGCUGCAGGGAGCAGUUCUUGGUGCGCGCUUGGGUCAGACUGUUGCUGAAGUUCUCAACAUCCCACACCCCAAACAGUACUUUUGGACGGAUUCAAUGAACGUCCUGUACUGGAUCAAGUCUCCAAGUAGGAAGUUCAAGGUGGAUGUGGGCAACCGUGUCUCUGAGAUUCAAGACAUCACCAACCCUGGCAACUGGCGACACGUGCGUACCAAGGACAACCCCGCUGACAUGCCCAGUCGUGGAAUCAGCGCAACACAGCUCGCCACAGACGAAAAAUGGUGGAGUGGACCGGCCUUCCUGUCCGAGCCGCCUACUACGUGGCCGUCGAAGCAAAUCAUCCCUCCGGCGGAGCUUCCAGGGCAAUUGAAACAUGGAGUUGCCAUGGCAGCCAUUGGCAGAUCGCAGUCCUGUCGCCUACACCCCGACAACUAUUCUUCCUGGCAACGCCUAGUGAGGGUAACAGCUUGGUGCCGUCGCUUCAUCAAUAAUGCGAGACGUCACACUGCCCCACCGCCGCCGGGGACAUCUCCUGAGAAAUCUGUGACCAUUCCUGGGAAGCGCGCUAUUGAUGUCGCAGAGCUCACCGUCCAGGAACUACAGCAGGCGAAGUACCUCUGGAUCAGCACUGCACAGAGGGAGGCCUACGAGAGCACGUAUGCUGAUGUGAAAGCUGGCAAACCACUGUCGGCGUCAUCACCAUUGCGGAAACUGCAGCCAGCCAUGGACAAGACAACUGGUGUCCCAGUGAUGAAGGUGCACGGACGGCUUCGUACAGCCCAUCAUCUGCCAACAGGUGUCCGUUCACCCGUCAUCCUGCCAAGAAGCCAUCGAGUGACGUGGCUCAUCAUCGCAGCAGCAGACGCAGACGCUCACCAUGCUGCCGGAAGCAACCACCUGCUCUCAAACCUUGCUGGAGAGUACUGGAUUGUCAAAGGAAAGGCUGCAGUGAAAGAGCAUCGAAAUAAAUGUGUCCUCUGCCGUAAACGCAACCAGAAGACUGCAACCCCACCCAUGGCACCGCUACCGAACUUCCGAACAUCACCCCCGCUACAACCGUUCUCGAGAGUCGGAGUUGAUUAUGCCGGCCCGUUCUUUACGCGACAAGGACGGGGCCGUGCACAGCUGAAGCGAUGGGUGUGCAUCUUCACGUGCCUCCAGAGCAGGGCGUGCCACAUUGAGCUAGUGUACUCCUUGGACACCGACGGCUUCCUCCUGGCCCUCAGCCGGUUCAUAAAGAGGCGUGGCGUGCCGCAAGAGAUGCUGUCGGACAAUGGCUCCAACUUUGUUGCUGCGGAUAAAGCUCUGAAGGACGCCGUCCAGUCCCUCGAUAGUUCCCGGAUUGCUGGAGAGUUGACUGGCCAGAACAUCAAGUGGCGUUUCAACCCGCCAAGAGCACCUCAUUUCGGUGGGGUGUUCGAGGUCGUCGUGAAGUCAAUGAAAAGGGUCCUGCAGCAUGUGCUGUACAAGGCAGACCUCUCGGAUGAGGAGCUGCAUACGGCGCUGGUACACGCGGAGGGUCUCAUCAACAGUCGACCAUUAACUGUCAUCUCCUCUGAUUCGAAUGAUCUUCGGCCCCUGACGCCACAGCACUUCCUCGUGGGCCACGCAGACGCCACACUGGCCGCUGAGCUGGGUGUCCAGCCAGCAGACACGGUCCAUCCUCGUCGCCGCUGGAUGUACGUGCAACGCAUCGUCGCGGAGGUCUGGGCACGAUGGGUGAAGGAGAUCGUACCGAAGCUCAAUGUGCAAGUGAAGUGGUUUCAGCAGCAGCGGAACGUCGAAGUUGGUGACAUCGUCAUGGUCAUGGACGACAAUGUCCCACGAGCACAUUGGCCACUCGCUAGAAUUACGGCAACCUACCCUGGUAAGGAUGACGUUGUCCGUGUGGUGGGGGUCAACAUCCAGGGCAAGGUCUUAAAACGGCCAGUCCAUCGACUAGUUCCACUUGAAGUCGAAGGUGCCACUGGUGAAUGA
This is a messenger RNA of Sycon ciliatum, 6180 nucleotides long. RefSeq lists its product as uncharacterized. Gene Ontology annotation, molecular function: nucleic acid binding. NCBI's taxonomy places the organism in Eukaryota, Metazoa, Porifera, Calcarea, Leucosolenida, Sycettidae. Gene Ontology annotation, biological process: DNA integration. The transcript has a single exon. The coding region runs from base 1 to 6180 and encodes 2059 amino acids. The record is from RefSeq and is a predicted model, not a curated record.